UACAAGGAAGAAGCUGGUCCGCGCUACGAGCUGUGCCAACCAAGUGCGUCACCUUGUACGAGCUUUCUUUCGUAGCACCAGAGACAAAAAACACCAGCGAAACGAUUCAAGCUAUCAACACGAUUUAAUUCUUUCAGUACAAUUAUUUACGCUGUCCAAACCUGCACCGAAUUGUCCAUUGGGAAGAAUUAACGCGAUUCGGACUGCGAUUCGACGUGCGAUUGUGGCGCGCUGAUUCACUUUCGCGACGAUCUGCUGGUGAGGCCAUGGGCUUGACUGGUGCGCCUGCGCCGCGAAGGAUUAAAGAAAGGGGAGCUCUCUAGAGGCUACCGAUAUCAUCGCAAGAACCCUUACAAACAUUUUACCUAUCAACGAUAUACACAAUGCACGACAAAAUCGUCCCCCUAGGCUCGCGCCUACAUUACCCCAUCAUCGUUACAAAACUACUCAAGAAGCCCGGCGAUACGAUCAAAAAACAAGAAAGCAUUUUUGAGUACAAGUUCCACUGGAAGCGCAAGGUUAACGAAGAGACUUGGAACGAUGAAACCACAUAUACCGAGUUUGACAGCCCUGCCGAAGGCAAACUCAAACAAUGGCGCAUCCUUGAAGGCCAGGAGAUCGUGGCCGACUCGCCCUGUCUGAUGGUUGAAGAGGCGUGCGGUCAUGAAGUUCAGGUGCAGGGUCUUUGCAGUUUGUGCGGCGCUGACAUGACUGAGAUCAACUGGGCGAGUGAUAACCUCGACACAGAUCGCGCCAUGAUCAACAUGAGCCAUGACCAGACGGUCUUGAGAGUUAGUGAAAGCGUCGCUACAAAGGCUGAGCACGAAAACCAGAAGCGCCUACUCAGACAACGGAAACUGAGCCUCGUUGUCGAUCUUGAUCAAACCAUUAUUCAUGCUUGUAUAGAACCCACCAUCGGGGAAUGGAAGAACGAUCCGACGAAUCCUAACUACGACGCUGUGAAGGAUGUUAGGGACUUUCAACUUAAUGAUGACGGUCCUCGCGGAUUGACCAGCGGCUGUACAUACUAUAUCAAGCUUCGACCUGGACUGAUGGAAUUCUUGGAUGAGGUUUCCAAGAUGUACGAGUUGCAUGUUUACACCAUGGGCACACGUGCUUACGCCCUCAACAUCGCCAAGAUCGUCGAUCCCGACCAGAAGCUUUUUGGAAACCGGGUCAUCAGUCGCGAUGAGAAUGGUAGCAUCACUUCCAAGAGCUUACAACGUCUGUUCCCCGUCAGCACGGACAUGGUAGUUAUCAUUGACGACCGAGCCGACGUGUGGCCUAUGAACCGACCGAACCUUAUCAAAGUUGUACCAUACGAUUUCUUCAAGGGUAUUGGCGAUAUCAAUUCAAGUUUCCUCCCCAAGCGAACAGAUAUUCUACCUAUACUCAAAUCGAAGCCGGUGGAAAAGGGCGUGAAAUUGGCGCCGAAAGCUUCGCCCAUGGAUGAGAUUGCUAGAAUGAGCGGCGGAGACGAUGCAGCCAGUCUAAAGGUCCAGGAGGAAGAGCAGGAAAAGACACUCGAGAAGCAAAUCAAGGACCGGCCUUUGCUCCAUAUGCAGGAAGAGCUGGACAAGGAAGAUGACCAGCAAGAAACGAAUGCUAGCGAAUCACCACCUGUACACCACCGAAACGUUCUUGUCGAUGACGAUGAGGAGCUUAUCGCGCUCCAAGACCACCUUACAGAUUUGCACACGGCCUUCUACGAAACAUAUGACCGGCGACGAGCGGAAAGAAGAGAGAAAGAGGGAACACACCCACCUGCGCAUAGCAAGUCCAAGCGAAGGGCGUCUGUUGACGACGGCGUCGACUUAUCUAUGGUACCGGAUGUCGGCGACAUUCUUGACGAACUCAAGUCCAAUGUCUUGUCUGGUCUUGUGAUUGUGCUAUCAGGUCUUGUGCCCUUGGGCGUGAGAGUGGAGGAGUCAGAGAUCGGUAUGCAGGCUCAGAGUUAUGGUGCUCAGGUCCUGGAUACAGUAUCGAAACGAGUCACACAUCUUGUCGUUGCCGCAUCACGCCCUCGUACGAAGAAGGUGCAGCAGGCAGCAAAAAUCCCUAGCAUUAAAAUCGUCAACCAAAACUGGCUCACCGACUGCCUAAGUCAAUGGAGACGACUCGACGAGCGACCUUAUUUUUUAGAGAUUCUCGAUGCUGAUAGGGAGAAGGGAGGGGAUGAUACAACCGAAGUUGCAUCGGAAGCCGACGAAGCUGAAGAUGCGCAGACGGGGCAAGAGCUUAGGGAUUUCGACUGGGGAGAAGCUGAAGAUGAACUGGCCGAGUUCCUGGAUGAUGGUGUUGACGACGGCGACGUGAGCAUUGCCCCCACGGUCACAGAAUCAGAUGUGGAAUCCGUGGACGGUCAGAACUCGAAGGGCAUCAAACGUAAGGCUGAUGCCGAUGAGUCAGACGACGACGGCUCAAAUCUCGGCGAAAGUGUCCUAGCCAAGAAACAACGUCUGGUUCGAAAUAGGGGCGCUUCUGGUCUCCGAUCAAUACAAACACCCAACGGCGACGACCAAGAUACAGAAGACGGAAGUCUACCUACACCAGUACCAACAGGCGACGAAGCUGUGGAGGAUAGGGACAAAGAGCCUUUGGUGAAUGUUGACGAUGGUGCAGAUUUUGAUGAAGAUGAGCUGGAGAGAGAGUUGCUAGCUGAGUUGAUGGCGGACUGAGCUGAGAUGCAUUACCGGCGAACUGAAGACUUGAAACCUCGGGGAUGGAGUCAGGCGCGAUAUGGAAUAGGAUAUUUUUACCCUACAUUUACAUCAGUAAAAUGGAGAUAGAAGCGUGUACAUGACGGAGGGGAGUUGGUUGGUUUGAGAUUUGUACUGGUAAAUAUGCUAUGUAAUACCCCGAAGCAUGGGCAAUCAAGUCUUACAAGCACGUUAUUGUGUCUAAUCUAAUUUGAUGAUUGGUCUUGUGAAACGUGUGAGCCAUUGUGUGUCACAUUCGCUUGUUUGUCCCUCUGAUCGGAGAAGGCUUGAGGCUUGAAAUAGAUUACGCUCCACCGGCGAUUUUGCCGCCGAUUUUUGACCAAGGGACAGGGAUGAUUAACUAUCCCGCGCUAACAGCUUUUGGUGCAAAC
This is a messenger RNA of Fusarium redolens, 3091 nucleotides long. RefSeq lists its product as uncharacterized. The record is from RefSeq and is a predicted model, not a curated record. Bases 384 to 2678 code for a protein of 764 amino acids. Gene Ontology annotation, molecular function: RNA polymerase II CTD heptapeptide repeat phosphatase activity. NCBI's taxonomy places the organism in Eukaryota, Fungi, Ascomycota, Sordariomycetes, Hypocreales, Nectriaceae. The transcript has 2 exons. Gene Ontology annotation, cellular component: nucleus.